Molecule: messenger RNA, 1781 nt
Organism: Syngnathoides biaculeatus (alligator pipefish)
Lineage: Eukaryota; Metazoa; Chordata; Actinopteri; Syngnathiformes; Syngnathidae
Product: histone deacetylase 1
Exons: 14
Coding region: 117-1586 (489 amino acids)
Molecular function (GO): histone deacetylase activity
Source: RefSeq, a predicted model, not a curated record
CCUUUUGGAGGCAUAGAGCUUCUUCAGCAUGAUCCCAACCGUUUCGACGAUUUACAACUCGUCCGUCCCCUCUUGUCGCCGUAGCCUGCAGCUGGUGAGAACCCAAAAGGACUAAAAUGGCGCUUAGUCAAGGCACAAAGAAAAAAGUUUGUUACUACUACGACGGUGAUGUUGGAAAUUAUUACUAUGGCCAGGGGCACCCCAUGAAGCCCCACCGUAUCCGCAUGACACACAACUUACUGCUCAACUAUGGCCUCUACAGAAAGAUGGAGAUAUAUCGUCCACACAAAGCCAGUGGUGAGGAGAUGACCAAGUACCACAGCGAUGAUUACAUCAAAUUCCUGCGCUCCAUCCGUCCAGACAACAUGUCAGAGUACAGCAAACAAAUGCAGCGGUUCAAUGUAGGAGAAGAUUGUCCAGUGUUUGAUGGUUUAUUUGAGUUCUGCCAGCUCUCAGGAGGUGGCUCCGUUGCCGGUGCCGUCAAGUUGAACAAACAGCAGACGGACAUAGCAAUCAACUGGGCAGGUGGCCUGCAUCAUGCCAAGAAGUCAGAAGCCUCUGGGUUUUGCUAUGUCAAUGACAUUGUCCUCGCUAUACUGGAGUUACUCAAGUACCACCAGAGAGUGCUCUAUAUAGACAUCGACAUCCAUCAUGGAGAUGGUGUGGAGGAGGCGUUCUACACCACAGACCGCGUCAUGACUGUGUCUUUCCACAAGUAUGGAGAGUACUUCCCCGGCACCGGUGACCUGAGAGAUAUCGGUGCUGGGAAGGGCAAAUAUUAUGCGGUGAAUUACCCUUUGAGAGAUGGAAUUGAUGAUGAGUCUUAUGAAGCCAUAUUCAAGCCUAUUAUGGCCAAGGUGAUGGAGAUGUACCAGCCCAGUGCUGUGGUUCUGCAGUGUGGAGCAGACUCUUUGUCAGGGGACAGACUCGGCUGCUUCAACUUAACUAUUAAAGGACACGCAAAGUGCGUAGAGUACAUGAAAAGCUUCAACCUGCCUCUCCUCAUGCUGGGAGGUGGCGGCUACACUAUUCGAAAUGUGGCACGCUGCUGGACGUAUGAAACCGCCGUCGCACUCGAUACAUCAAUCCCUAAUGAACUCCCAUACAAUGACUACUUUGAGUACUUUGGACCAGACUUCAAGCUGCACAUCAGCCCCUCCAACAUGACCAACCAGAACACCAAUGACUACCUGGAGAAGAUUAAGCAGCGUUUAUUUGAGAACCUGCGCAUGCUGCCCCACGCUCCAGGAGUCCAGAUGCAGGCCAUUCCCGAAGAUGCCGUGCAGGAGGAUAGUGGAGACGAGGAAGAGGAGGAUCCCAACAAACGCAUCUCCAUCCGCGCUCAUGACAAGAGGAUAGCGUGCGAGGAGGAGUUCUCUGACUCGGAAGAUGAAGGUGAAGGAGGCCGCAGAAACACGGCCAACUUCAAGAAGGCCAAGCGAGCAAAGACAGAAGGAGAGAAAGAGAGUGAAGAAAAGGAGAAGAAAGGUGAGGAGGAAACAAAAGAAGUAAAAGAUGAGGAAAAGGCACCUGAGGAGGAGAAAAUGGACACAUCAAAGCCAAAAGAGGAGUCGAAGACACCUUAAGAUCCACCCCACCCAAUGAUGCCAACGCUGGGAAGCAAAGAUCUUUUUUCAUAGCUCUAUACUUUGUGUGGUCGGGGGAUUGUCGUUUCUAUGGAAUAGGUUAUAAAAUGAGACUGGAUGUUUUUCUUUGCCCCUUGUACACUAUCCAAUAUUACUGUUUUUGAGCUAAAGUCAGAUUAAAUGUUUUGUAUGCUU